Molecule: messenger RNA, 1805 nt
Organism: Drosophila guanche
Lineage: Eukaryota; Metazoa; Arthropoda; Insecta; Diptera; Drosophilidae
Gene: Kap-alpha1
Product: importin subunit alpha-7
Exons: 6
Coding region: 153-1799 (548 amino acids)
Biological process (GO): NLS-bearing protein import into nucleus
Cellular component (GO): cytoplasm; nucleoplasm; nucleus
Molecular function (GO): nuclear import signal receptor activity; protein binding
Source: RefSeq, a predicted model, not a curated record
UACUGCAGUCCUGCGCCAUCUGGCAACUCUGUGCGCUAAAACGUGUGGCGUAUCGUGCGUAAAAUUUCUCAUUGCUUUUCGCAUGAUUUAAUCAAGCAAAGAAAGCCCUACCCUUCCACAGACAGCUUCGUGAACUGAAAGAAGAGAUCGCCAUGUCCGCUACCCAUAAGCAGCGGUAUAAAAAUGCCGCAUUGGACUCGACGGAAAUGCGUCGCCGUCGCGAGGAAGUUGGCAUCCAGUUGCGGAAAACCAAGCGUGAGCAGCAAUUGUUCAAGCGUCGCAAUGUGGUGCUGGAUCCAUCCCCCACCGGAAUGGAGAGUAGCAGCAGCAGUGAGCUGCAGAACACCGACAUGCAAAUUGCGGACAGUACCACUGGGCCGCAGGGAAUGGGCGCACAGUCAUCGGGCCAGGCAGAGGCUGGUGCUGGAACAGGACCGCAACCAUCGAUUAUUAACCAGGAAAUGAUACAAAUGCUGUACAGCACAAAGGAGAGCGAUCAACUAGAGGCAACGCAGAAGUUUCGCAAGUUGUUGUCUCGCGAUCCCAAUCCGCCCAUCGAGGAGGUCAUUCAGCGAGGCAUCGUGCCCCAGUUUGUGACAUUUCUAAGAAACAACACCAAUGCCACUCUACAGUUUGAGGCCGCAUGGACACUGACAAACAUUGCGUCGGGUACAUCGCAUCAAACCAAGAUUGUCAUUGAGGCCGGGGCUGUGCCCAUAUUUAUAGAGCUGCUGUCCAGCCCCCAUGACGAUGUGCAGGAGCAGGCCGUCUGGGCCCUUGGCAACAUAGCGGGUGACUCGCCCGUAUGCCGUGACCAUCUGCUUAGCUCGGGCAUCAUGUUGCCACUGUUGCAAGUGUUGAGCUCUUCAGAGCGCAUCACUAUGAUUAGGAAUGCCGUGUGGACGCUCUCAAAUUUAUGUCGUGGCAAAAACCCGCCAGCGGACUUCACUAAAAUCGUACACGGUCUGCCCAUACUGGCUCGCCUGCUCGACUACUCCGAUGUGGAUGUACUCAGCGACACAUGCUGGGCCAUCAGCUAUCUGUCGGAUGGGCCCAAUGAUAAAAUUCAGGCUGUCAUAGAUGCGGGCGUUUCUCGUCGACUGGUCAAUCUGCUUUUGCAUCCGCAGCAGAAUGUCAGCACAGCUGCUUUGAGGGCUGUUGGUAAUAUUGUGACCGGUGAUGAUCAGCAAACACAAAUGAUAUUGAGCUACAAUGCGUUGCCCUGCAUAAGCCAGUUGCUACACUCAACGACGGAGACUAUCAAGAAGGAAUCCUGCUGGACCAUAUCAAAUAUUGCCGCUGGCAAUCGGGAUCAAAUUCAGGCGAUUAUCAAUGCGAAUAUAUUCCCACAGUUGAUGAACAUUAUGCAGACGGCCGAGUUCAAGACGCGCAAAGAGGCCGCCUGGGCCAUCACCAAUGCAACCAGCAGCGGCACCUCAGAGCAGAUCCACUAUCUGGUGGAGGUCGGCUGUGUGCCGCCAAUGUGCGAUUUCCUCACUGUCAUUGAUUCCGAUAUUGUUCAGGUGGCGCUCAAUGCUCUGGAGAAUAUACUUAAAGCGGGCGAAAAGUAUCAAGUUCGACCCAAUCCCUAUGCCAUGGCCAUCGAGGAGUGCGGAGGUUUGGACAAAAUCGAGUAUCUGCAGGCGCACGAGAAUCGUGACAUCUAUCACAAGUCGUUCUACAUUAUUGAACAGUACUUUGGAAACGAAGAGGAGGACACCCGAGUGGCACCCAUGGCGGGAAAUCAACAGUUUGAGUUCAAUCCACAGAAUAUGCCAGACAAUGGCUUUAAUUUUUAGUACCAG